Solanum pennellii is the source of this 517-nucleotide messenger RNA. Its product is annotated as ATP synthase subunit epsilon, mitochondrial. Lineage: Eukaryota; Viridiplantae; Streptophyta; Magnoliopsida; Solanales; Solanaceae. Gene Ontology annotation, cellular component: mitochondrial inner membrane. The transcript has 2 exons. Gene Ontology annotation, biological process: proton motive force-driven mitochondrial ATP synthesis. Gene Ontology annotation, molecular function: proton-transporting ATP synthase activity, rotational mechanism. The record is from RefSeq and is a predicted model, not a curated record. The coding region runs from base 86 to 298 and encodes 70 amino acids.
GACAUUUGACAGGAUAUUGUGCGCAGGUACUCAUCUCAUCCGUGACAACAGAACGCAGCCGAGAGAAAGCAAAAGCAGCAGAAAAAUGGCUUCUAACGCAGCUGCACCGUUUUGGAGGUCGGCAGGGAUGACUUACAUAACAUACUCAAACCUAUGCGCCAACCUGGUCAGAAACUGCCUUAAGGAGCCUUACAAGUCCGAAGCUUUGAGCCGUGAGAAGGUCCAUUUCACCAUCUCCAAAUGGGCUGAUGGCAAGCCUCAGAAACCCACCAUCCGCUCGGAUUCUCCUGAAGAAUGAGAACAAGGUUGGAUCUCAGGCUUUAUUUCUUCUUUCAACUGAAUUUUGUACUGUGCUGGAAUUUUGUAUGGUGCACGUCUGGUGGAACUUGCUUAAAACAUUGAUAUGCUAAUAAUAUAACCGAUAGACCUUGAUUUAUACUUGGAUGGAAUUGUGAUAAUGUUUAUUUUUAGACCUGCUUCUGUUGUCAAGUGACUUAUUUCCAGUUUUCAAAGGAAA